This is a messenger RNA of Musa acuminata AAA Group (dessert banana), 2822 nucleotides long. Its product is annotated as putative UDP-glucuronate:xylan alpha-glucuronosyltransferase 3. The record is from RefSeq and is a predicted model, not a curated record. NCBI's taxonomy places the organism in Eukaryota, Viridiplantae, Streptophyta, Magnoliopsida, Zingiberales, Musaceae. Gene Ontology annotation, molecular function: glycosyltransferase activity. The coding region runs from base 610 to 2544 and encodes 644 amino acids. Gene Ontology annotation, biological process: xylan biosynthetic process. The transcript is spliced from 5 exons.
AGUUGUCAGCACAUCUGUCUUAUAAACAUCAUCAAUUUGGUUCAGUGGGUGCAGAGUACAAUGUUUGCUCUCAACGUUCCAGCUCUAGAAAGCUAGAAGAGUGGUGUACAGAGAUCAGUAAGCAGGCCUCACUUAUCCUCUCUUUGGGGUUCAUGUGCAGGUGUCAGAGUGGGAGCAAGUUUCAAGAUCUAAACAGUGCUUGGUGAAGGUGAAGACAUUCCCCCAGCUUACAAGGAAUCGAUACAUCGACAGAAAGAUUGUACUUCUCGGAAUCCAUGGGGGCAAAAGAACAGCAACAAAGAAACAAAAUCCAUCAGAGAAGCGGAGAAACCAAACCAACCCCACCGUGUCAGUCAACAUCUUCUUCGAACUCUAGCAUUUGAGCUUACUUUGUCCUCGGUUUGUUCUCCUUUUGUCGCCGUCGUUGCCGUCUCCUGAUCGAACUCGGUAGUUGUUUUUAUCUGAGAAGUAGACAGUAUAAUUGUUCGUUCGUCCAAGAACAUGAUCACCGAUCCUAUAUUAUGAUCUCGGCAACCGAAGCUAUAGGAACCUGUACGUAGAUGUUCUCUAAUCUUGUAGUUGGCAUUCGCCGUUCCUGUGUAUGUUAUCAUGUGGCAGAUGAAGCCUUCCUGUAUCGCCAACCUAGUCCUCACAAAGGGGUUCAUCUCUGCGUCUUCCACCGCCACUGAUUCCAUGCAUCGGGAUGACGCAGGUAGAAGACGACCUCAAAGGUUCAAGGUGGACAAGUACAAGGUUCUGUUUUCGGAGAGGGGAUCAGGUUGCAAGCUUGAGUUGUUGAAGCUUGCCCUGUUCAUCCUUGUGUUCUGCAUGGGGUUGACGCUUGCUUUCUCGCCCACAAUCCACAAGGAGCAACAGCUGCUGCCCUCUGUUUCCAGGUCUCGAUUGGCAGAUGCUGCACGGAUUCGGCAGACAACGCUUUCAGAUCCUCGAUACGUAUCGAAUUUGGAUGUCGAUUGGGGUCGAUUGUCCGAUGUUGUUAAGGAUAUAAGCACUAAGGAAGGAGAUCUCAACGUUGGCCUACUAAACUUCAACUUCUCUGAAGUCAGAUCAUGGCAGCAAACAGUGCCACAUGCAAAGCUCUCAUCGGUGCAUCUGAAUUCUGCUGAUACGAGCAUCACUUGGGAGGUUCUCUAUCCGGAGUGGAUCGACGAGGAGGAAGAGUAUGAAGUGCCUAAUUGUCCUUCUCUCCCUCGUCCCCAGGUCAAGAAAGGAUCAAGACUCGAUCUUGUUGCAGUCAAGCUGCCCUGUGAUAGAUCAGGCAGCUGGUCCAGGGAUGUGGCGAGGUUGCACCUGCAGCUCGCUGCCGCCCAACUCGCUGCAGCUUCGCAGGUCCAUGUCCUGCUAGUGACCGAGUGUCUCCCUAUUCCAAACCUCUUCACCUGCAAAGAUCUCAUCGGACAUGGAGGAAAUCUUUGGCUGUACAAGCCUGACUCGACGGUAUUGGAGGAGAAGCUUCGUCUUCCUAUUGGGUCAUGCAAACUCGCGAUCCCCUUCGAAGCAAAAGUGCGGUCGUACACGGAGGCAGGACGGCGAGAAGCAUACGCCACGAUACUGCACUCAGCAGAACGCUACGUCUGCGGCGCAAUUGCAGCAGCCCGAAGCAUCCGCUCGUCGGGGUCCGCAAGGGACCUCGUGAUCUUGGUGGACGACACCAUAAGCGAGCAUGACCGCAGCGGCCUCGAAGCUGCGGGGUGGAAGGUCAGAACCAUGGAGAGGAUCCGCAACCCCAAGGCCAAGCGCGACGCCUACAACGAGUGGAACUACAGCAAGUUCCGGCUGUGGCAGCUCACGGAGUACGACAAGGUCGUCUUCCUCGACGCCGACCUCCUCGUGCUGAGGAACAUCGAUUUCCUGUUCGCGUUGCCUGAGAUAACUGCGGUGGGGAACAACGCCGCCCUCUUCAACUCAGGCGUGAUGGUGGUGGAGCCAUCCAACUGCACAUUCCAGCUGCUGAUGGAUCACAUCGACGAGAUAACGUCCUACAAUGGCGGCGACCAGGGUUACCUGAAUGAGAUCUUCACAUGGUGGCACCGCGUCCCCAAGAGCAUGAACUUCUUGAAGCACUUCUGGGCUGGGAACACAGAGAGGAGGAGAGAGAAGAAGAACAGGUUGCUGGGAGCAGACCCACCGGCUCUCUACGUCGUUCACUACCUGGGGCUAAAGCCAUGGCUGUGCUUCCGGGACUACGACUGUAACUGGGAUCUGCGCACGUACUGGGGAUUUGCCAGUGAUGCAGCACACGAGACAUGGUGGAAGGUGCAUGAUACCUUGACGGAGAAGCUGAAGGCCUUUUGUCUUCUAACAACCAAGACGAAGGCUUACUUGGAGUACAACAGGAGGCAGGCGGAGAAGGCGAGCUACCCCGACGGACACUGGAGGAAGAACAUCACAGAUCCAAGAUUGCAUGUCUGCGCAGAGAAGUUCUGCUCCUGGGAGAGCAUGCUGGUGCAUUGGGGUGAGAAGAACUCGUCCAAUGAUCGCCAUACCAAUGCGAAUCCUUCUGCAGCUCUGCCUAGCUCGUAACGUUUAGGAGGAGGAGGAAGACGAUUGCAUCUGAUAGACGAUUCUUGUUCCGAUUCAUGUUCUUGCUUCCGAACCCCAUAGAUUUGCUUCGUCUUACAAAUGAUUUCUCUCUCUCUCUCUCUUGUUGAUGCAUUUAGCUACAACAAAGUGCAAAAUACGGGAGACGAAGCGAGUAGAGGUAGACACAGUGUUCGACUAAAUCCAUGAAAUGUGUCCGUGCUCCCAAAUCAGGUCACUGCAUCACCAUCCAAAAGACAUGGGGAACUCCAACUCCUUUC